Molecule: messenger RNA, 1656 nt
Organism: Cyclopterus lumpus (lumpfish)
Lineage: Eukaryota; Metazoa; Chordata; Actinopteri; Perciformes; Cyclopteridae
Product: melanopsin-A-like
Exons: 11
Coding region: 133-1656 (507 amino acids)
Biological process (GO): G protein-coupled receptor signaling pathway; visual perception
Cellular component (GO): membrane
Molecular function (GO): G protein-coupled receptor activity
Source: RefSeq, a predicted model, not a curated record
AACUGCACGGCGCGCGACACGGACACCCUGGCGCUGUCUGCUGCUGCAGCAUCCGCGGCGAGCGGCAACGGCUCGGCGGCGGAUGCGUACCGACUCGUGGAGCCCCAGCUCCCCGCAGCGGCCGCCCCAACGAUGGCGAUGGUGCCCAAGUCCCCGCACCCUUACCCCACGGUGGACGUGCCCGACCACGCCCACUACACCAUCGGCUCCGUCAUUCUCGCCAUCGGCAUCACCGGCAUGAUCGGCAACUUCCUGGUCAUCUACGCCUUCAGCAGGAGUCGCAGCCUGCGGACGCCGGCCAACAUGUUCAUCAUUAACUUGGCGAUCACAGACCUCCUGAUGUGCGUCACCCAGGCACCCAUCUUCUUCACCACCAGCAUGCACAAGAGGUGGAUCUUUGGAGAGAAAGGCUGUGAGCUGUACGCGUUCUGCGGCGCUCUCUUUGGGAUCUGUUCCAUGAUCACGCUGACGGUGAUCGCUGUCGACCGCUACUUCGUCAUCACGCGGCCUCUGACCUCCAUCGGCGUGUUGUCGCGGAAACGGGCCUUCUUCAUCCUCAUGGGGGCCUGGACCUACUCCCUGGGCUGGAGCCUGCCGCCGUUCUUCGGCUGGAGUGCCUACGUCCCCGAGGGCCUGCUGACUUCCUGCUCGUGGGACUACAUGACCUUUACCCCGUCGGUGCGGGCGUAUACCAUGCUGCUUUUCAUCUUCGUCUUCUUCCUGCCGCUCUUCAUCAUCAUCUACUGCUACUUCUUCAUCUUCCGCGCCAUCCGCAUCACCAACCAGGCUGUGGGGAAGAUUAACGGCAGCAUUCACAGUCACGGCAGCUGUCGAGACUCGGUGAAGAACUUCCACCGGCUGCAGAACGAGUGGAAGAUGGCGAAGAUCGCUCUGAUCGUCAUCCUGCUCUACGUCUUCUCCUGGUCGCCGUACUCCGUCGUCGCUCUCACCGCCUUCGCCGGGUACGCAGACAUGUUGACUCCCUACAUGAACUCUGUGCCCGCCGUCAUCGCCAAGGCCUCGGCCAUACACAACCCCAUCAUCUACGCCAUCACACACCCAAAAUACAGGAUAGCGUUGGCCAAGUACAUUCCGUUCCUCGGCAUUCUGCUCUGCGUUCCUGCUCGCGACCUCCGCUCGGCCAGCAGCAGCUUCAGGUCGACGCGGCGCUCCACCGUGACCAGCCAGACCUCCGACAACGGCAGCCAGAUGAGGCAUCAGAGCAACCGCAAGUCCCGCCUCUCCUCCGCCUCCGACAGCGAAUCGUGUCUGACGGACACCGAGGCUGACCUGUCCAGCAUGGGCUCCAGACCAGCCAGCCGCCAGGUGUCCUGUGACAUCAGCAGAGACACCGCCGAGCUCCCGGACUUCAAACCCUCCUCCAGCUUCAAAUCCAAGAUGAAGAGCCACGACUCGGGCAUCUUCGAAAAAACGUCCUAUGACACUGAUAUCUCCAUGGCAGUAGUCGGCGACCGCGGCAGCGUCCCGAAUACCGAUUAUGCUGAGGGACACGUUAGGAGAGGCACGAUUGGUCGAAUCCCGAGCAUCGUCAUCACCUCGGAGUCCAGCCCCUUGGUUCCCACGGGGCGGAAUGGUUCCAGCACUACCCGUCCAAAGACAGCCAAUAACGGCAACUCGGGGGCGGGGUCUGGGUAG